This is a messenger RNA of Diachasma alloeum, 2737 nucleotides long. It is a transcript of the gene Hip14, whose product is annotated as palmitoyltransferase Hip14. The coding region runs from base 527 to 2371 and encodes 614 amino acids. The record is from RefSeq and is a predicted model, not a curated record. Gene Ontology annotation, cellular component: Golgi membrane. Gene Ontology annotation, molecular function: protein binding; palmitoyltransferase activity. Gene Ontology annotation, biological process: protein palmitoylation. The transcript is spliced from 8 exons. NCBI's taxonomy places the organism in Eukaryota, Metazoa, Arthropoda, Insecta, Hymenoptera, Braconidae.
UUCGGCCUCGACUAUUCCAUCUCUCUAUUUUCGGCCCCCAAAAAUCGAUUGAAACAAAUUAUCUAUAAAAAAUAUAUCCACCGAUCAAAAUCAAUACCAAGUUUGAUCAAUAACCGCAUUCUGCAGUGAACUCAAAUAAUAAAUUCAACUUCAACCGCUGCAAUUGUGUGUUUGAUACUGUCGAGUGUAAAUACUCGAGUGCUUGGAGUCACUCCCCUGGAAUUCCAGCAAUUUCCUUCCCUUCCCCAUUAAAGUACUCGUUAAAUUCAAUGAAUUAAUCUUCAAGCAUCGGAUAAUGAGGCGCGUUAUCAGUGAUGUGUGAUUAUUGUUAAGUUUCUGGAAUUUCUGGCAUUCUUUUCACUACCUAACGCACUACACACGCGCAUUGUUUCAUUGCUGUCUUCGAUCCCUCCAUGAAUCCUUCGUGAAUCCCUGAUGAUCACAAUAAACCCCCAAUUUUAACCUCAACAAUGCUGACAAGCUCGUUUGGAUUAUUCGGUAGAGAUUGAAAACAAUAAUCGACAGGAUGUACGCGCUUCCAAUUCGUUCAGCAUGUCCUGGGGAGGACAGUCAAGACGAGCAGGAGACUCGUCGGCGCCAGGAGCCACCGAGAUCGACUCAGGACUGCAGUAGUUUCGACAUUGUCAGAGCCACCCAGUAUGGAGCCCUCGAACGAGUAACAGAACUAGUCGAUGCUGGUGCUGAUGUCAAUCAGCCAGACGCUGAGACAGUGACGUUGCUCCACUGGGCAGCCAUAAACAACAGAAAAGAAAUAGUCAAGUAUUUGAUAGCCAAGGGGGCCAAUGUCGAUGCUGUGGGUGGAGAACUGGCCUCGACACCUCUGCACUGGGCCACGAGGCAGGGACAUCUCGAGACGUUCGCUAUUCUCAUGAGGGCUGGAGCGGAUCCCACCCUCAGAGACUGCGAGGGCUUUGCGUGCAUCCACUUGGCAGCUCAGUUUGGACACACUGGAAUUGUCGCUUAUUUAGUUGCCAAAGGGGUUAAUCCUAAUACGCCUGAUCGCAGUGCUAUGACACCGUUGAUGUGGAGUGCUUACAAAGUCAACAGCCAAUUCACUCCCUUUUUCAGUCUGGAUCCAACGAGACUGCUUCUUAUGCUUGGCGCCAGUCACGCAUUGACUGAUAAUCUCCAUGGAAAUACAGCACUGCAUUGGGCCAUUGUCGCCAAGAAUAAUACUGCAAUUUCUACCCUCGUUCGUCAGGGGGCUGCACUCGAUGUACCUAAUUUUCAGAAUGAAACACCGAUGACACUGUUGGGACCCCAUAUCGGAGCUGCUUGGCUUGGCCCUGGUAUCAGCACGGAAAUUGUCGAGAAACAGGGGAGAACUAGAGCCUGGUGUCGAGACAAGAGAUUAAGAUGGUACUGCAUGGUCAGUGCUCCAUUCAUAGUGUUUUAUCUAAUCGGAAUGAUAUUUCAAUUAAACGUUGAUUAUCUCGUUAAACUCGGUGCCUUUAUGUUGCUCUACAUCGGUGCAUACACUGCUAAAACAUUUCUGUUCGACGAGAGGCUCUACAAUGUUCUGCCAAUGGCAACAUAUUUAGCAACGAAGAUGUGGAUUUACGUCACUUGGAUAUUCUGGCUGGGUGUUCAUGCCUCUUGGUACCUAUGGCUGCUGCUAGUCGGUGGCUCAGUUCCACUGUGGAUAUGCUUUCUUCGUUCUUGGAGGGGAGAUCCUGGGGUCAUUGCAGCUACGCAUGAGGACAAAUUGAGUACUAUCGUUGAGCUGGCAGAAACCGGGGGCUUCGAGCCGCAGUGGUUCUGCACCACUUGUCUAGUCAGAAGGCCACUGAGGUCAAAACACUGUUCCACUUGUGAUCGCUGUGUCGCUAGAUUCGAUCAUCAUUGUCCUUGGAUCAGCAACUGCAUUGGGGCACAUAAUCACAAAUACUUCCUUGGCUUCCUUAUAUCACUACUUGGUCUGUGCAUCGUCAUAUUAUCCGCCAGCGUGCAAUAUUGGCAGUUUGAGUGCUGGUCGAACUUGACGAAUGGCCAUCGAGUCGAUAAUUACUUCAUAGCUGCUGCAACAUGUGACGCAUGGGUCAUGUGGAUAGCAGCCAAUACUGGGCUUCAUGCACUCUGGGUUUCCGUUCUGUUAGGCUGUCAACUCUAUCAGAUUAUGGUCUUGGGAAUGACAACAAAUGAGAGAAUGAAUGCCGGUCGUUACGAGCACUUUAAACAAGGAAAUCCAUUUCAUCGUGGAGCACUACAAAAUAUCGCAGACUUUUGUAAUUUUAGUUUCUGCGGUAUAAAGGCCAAACCAAGCUCCGACUGGCUCCACAGUUUUGAUACUAAACAUUGUGUGGAAAAAUUACCACUGCUUACAGGCAAGGACAACUAUCAGUACGUCUAAUUACAUUUUAAAAUAAUCAAUAAGUUGUUGAAAAUAUCGUAUGUACCUAAAUCUCUGACAACACAGCGAAUCAGGAUACAUUGUUGCACACUGAGAGCCAUAUCACUUGUCACAACGUCGUAUUACUUUUUUCAAGUAUCUCUCGUAUUAAUCUUAUUUACCAAAGAAGUGGGCUUGGUCAUUUCUGUGUGGAUUUGUCAUUUGUGAAUAAACAUAUUUUUUAAGAACACUUAUGUGACGUUCGGAAUCAAGGGGAGUGGGAGCAUUUCUGAGAUUGAACACAUGAAAAGAUCAUAUCAGUAGCGAAGUGGUAAAACUGUUUAGUCGACUUAUCUUCCAGUUGAGUUUUUGAUAAAUAUUUCCGAA